AUAGAAAAAAGCACAUAGAGCACCUGGAAUCUUCCACGAGGUUUUCGGUUAGAACCAAAUUUGGGGCUUUGAGACGCAGGAUUUACUUUUCUAUCACAAUUCGUGUGCCUUUCCCAGCCAUUUGUCUUUCCCUCGACCAAAUUUACAAUUCGCUGAUUUGUAUUUUAGUACGGCGUUGUCGGUGACGAUGAUGUGAUAUAGCGAAGUGGGUUGGUUGCGUUGUUGAAAGCAGCGAAUCCAGAUUGGAGUCCAAGUGCCAUUAAAUCUGCACUCAUGACAACAGCUUAUACCCACGACAACACAGAGUCUCCGCUUCGUGAUGCAACGGGAGAAGAAGCCCUCUCCACAACCUGGGCUAGUUUAUGAUGUCUCCACACAGGACUACAUUGCGUUUUUGUGCUCCCUCAAUUACAUCAUCGACCUUUUCAGACUCGUGGUUAAGUAUUCCGACGCCAAUUGUUCCACAAAAUUUAAUAACCUUGGUACUUCUGAUUUUCAACAACAGUUAAAUUUUCCUUCAUGCCUUGAAUAUGUGCACAUGACAUACCAAGCCGAUGACUUUCUCGCUUGUCACCGCUUUUCGAGCCUCCCAUUAUCGUACUCUUACUCAGGUACGACUCUCUGAGAAAGGAUUAAUCAUAACAACAACUGAUUCUUGGUUUGUCAAGAUAGUUUCUACCCUCUUUCUAUGCUCAACUUCUUUUGAUGAUAAACUUUUGGAUUAUUUUCGUAAGCAUUUAACUCCUUCUCAUGUCUUAGAGAUUAUUAAAAGGCUUAACGAUCCCAACUUAGGUUUCAAGUUCUAUCAGUUCACUAGGGAAAAGUUGUGCAUGUCUCAUUCGUUUUGGACUUACAAUAUGCUUUUGAGGUCCCUUUGUCAAGCAAAUCUCCACAGUUCAGCAAAACUGUUAUAUGAUUCCAUGAGGUCUGAUGGGCAAUUGCCUGAUUUUAGGCUUUUGGGAUUUUUGGUUUCCUCUUUUGCACUGGCUGACAGGUUUGAUGUUUCAAAGGAAUUACUUGCUGAAGCUCUGUGCAAUGGGAAUCAAGUAAAUGUGAUUGUUAAUAACUUUUUGGACAUAUUGAUAGAACACAAUAAGUUAGAUGAUGCGAUUUGUUUAUUUAGAGAGCUUAUGAGAACACAUUCUUCUCUAGAAACCUUCACCUUCAACAUUUUAAUGCGCGGUUUAUGCAUAGCUGGAGAAGUUGACGAAGCUUUUAAGCUUCUCAGUGAUAUGAAAAGUUUUGGUUGUUUCCCUGAUAUAGUUACAUAUAACACUCUAUUACACGGCUUAUGUAGAAUAGAUCAAGUUCAUAGAGCAUGCGGUUUACUGAAAGAAGUUUGUCUAAAAUGUGAGUUUACCCCUAAUGUUGUUAGUUAUACGACAGUGAUAUCAGGUUAUUGCAGAUUGAGUAACAUGAAAGAGGCCUCCUCUCUUUUUGAUGAAAUGAUUAGAUCCGGAAUAAAGCCUAAUGUCUUUACCUUUACUUCUCUCAUUGAUGGCUUUGUUAAGGAAGGUGACAUGGUUUCUGCACUAAGUAUCCACAAGAAAAUGCUUUUACAUGACUGUCCUCCCAAUGUUGUUACUUUAACAUCGUUAAUUAAUGGCUAUUGCCGAAUUGGAUGGGUUAAUCAUGGCUUGGACUUGUUACAUGAAAUGAAAGCACGACAUGUUUCUGCAAAUUUGUAUACUUUCUCGGUUCUUAUUAGUGCUCUUUGCAAGAGCAAUAGACUGCAAGAAGCACAUAAUCUUUUGAGAUUAUUGAAACAGAGUGACAUUGUUCCACAGUCGUUUGUCUACAAUCCUGUCAUUGAUGGAUAUUGCAAAUCUGGGAACAUUGAUGAGGCUAAUGCAAUUGUGGCAGAGAUGGAAGAGAAGUGCAAGCCUGAUAAGUUCACAUUUACCAUUCUUAUUAUUGGGCAUUGUAUGAAAGGAAGAACACUUGAAGCAAUUGGCAUCUUCUACAAGAUGCUGGAUGCUGGUUGUACUCCAGAUGACAUCACAAUUAGAACAUUAAGUUCCUGUCUGUUGAAGGCUGGGAUGCCUUGCGAGGCUUCCCACCUUAAGGAAACUAUAUUUGAGAAGCAGACCGCAUUAUUGAAAAAAUCUUAUCAUGAAAGUAUAAAUUCAGAUAAGUCAAUUCAUGUUCAUUAAGGUAAAUCUUAUCAUGACAGUACUGAAGUUUUUCACGGUUUUGAUUUUGGUAAUACAUUCGUCAGAUAGUGUGUCACUAAUACAUUCGCAUAUACUAUUUAUCGGAUAUCAUCAAUUCAAUAGAAUUUGAAUUACCCA
This is a messenger RNA of Vigna angularis (adzuki bean), 2291 nucleotides long. Its product is annotated as pentatricopeptide repeat-containing protein At2g06000. Bases 555 to 2153 code for a protein of 532 amino acids. The record is from RefSeq and is a predicted model, not a curated record. Lineage: Eukaryota; Viridiplantae; Streptophyta; Magnoliopsida; Fabales; Fabaceae. Gene Ontology annotation, molecular function: protein binding. The transcript has 2 exons.